This is a messenger RNA of Notothenia coriiceps (black rockcod), 314 nucleotides long. Its product is annotated as COP9 signalosome complex subunit 1-like. The transcript has 2 exons. Bases 24 to 299 code for a protein of 91 amino acids. NCBI's taxonomy places the organism in Eukaryota, Metazoa, Chordata, Actinopteri, Perciformes, Nototheniidae. The record is from RefSeq and is a predicted model, not a curated record. Gene Ontology annotation, cellular component: COP9 signalosome.
UUCUUCAGGGGUCUGUGGAACCCAUGCAGAUAGACGCCGACCCCCAGGAUGACCAGCAGAAUGCUCCGGACACCAACUACAUUGUAGAGAACCCAACACUGGACCUGGAGCAGUAUGCCACCAGCUACAGUGGGUUGAUGCGCAUUGAGAGGCUUCAGUUCAUUGCUGAGCACUGUCCUCAGCUGAGAGUGGAGGCCCUGAAGAUGGCCCUCACCUUCGUCCAGAGGACCUUCAAUGUGGACACCUAUGAAGAAAUCCACCGCAAACUCACAGAGGCCACUAGGUAUUUCAGUCAUUGAUCCUCCUCUGAUCCA